Molecule: messenger RNA, 7913 nt
Organism: Athalia rosae (coleseed sawfly)
Lineage: Eukaryota; Metazoa; Arthropoda; Insecta; Hymenoptera; Athaliidae
Exons: 15
Coding region: 242-6874 (2210 amino acids)
Biological process (GO): regulation of telomere maintenance
Cellular component (GO): nucleus
Source: RefSeq, a predicted model, not a curated record
UUGGCCAGAUUCCGUUCGUUGGUUCCAUAACCAAGAAGUAACCAAAUUUCGUAGCCAUGUUUGUACGGGUAAAUGAGUUUAUUUUCUGAUAGUGAGUGCAAUUGGAAAAGUGCCGUGAUCCUCAAUUACCCUGGACUAAGGAUUUUUUAUCGUAUCUGAUUUGUCCAAAUGGCAACUGCAGUAUAAAAGUCGUCAUGCGUUAGCAAGUUUGCAAAGCAAUUGCAAGAAAAGCGAUUCCAAAAUGCAAAAUUGGAAUGCAUGGCAAGUGCAGGCUGGGACAGUAACAACACCCAUGCCUCCGACACCAGCUGGCCUUACUGCCCCAGGAGCAGACCCUAUGGCUAUGAUGCAGUCCUACAUGCAAUAUUACAAUCAGCCAGCGCCGAACGGUUACACGGCUGAACAAUGGGCUGCUGCUCAGCAACAAAAUUGGGCUCAGUGGCAACAAUGGCUACAGCAAUUUCAACAGUGGCAAGCACAAUAUGGAGAAAAGUAUCAAGAGACAAUAAAGCAGUUAUCAGCACAGGGUUUGAGUUUGCCAAAUGUAACUCAAGCACCGCCAUUGCCAAGUUCUCAGCCUCCUCCACCUCUUCCAAAGGAAGAAAAUACAAAACCUCCGCUACCCCCGGAUAGUAAUAAUCCUUAUCAAUAUGCAAAUAUGCCUCCACCUCAUCAAAACAACCUCCCGUUGUUUCCGGCUAAAUCAGAGAGCGCUGGUUACAAUCUUAAUAGUUCUGCAACUUAUUCUCAAGCACCACCUCUACCUCCAGGACGACCACCUCCACCAAGCCCAAACUCCCAAGAGCCCCUGAUUGUUAAUAUAUUGGGUGAAAAACGAGUUAAGAAUGAACCAAUUGAUUUCGGUAGUGCUAAAAAAUUGAAAGUUGAAGACGAAGAGCUAACUGAGGCAGAGAAAACAUUUGAUGCUCAGUUUAAACAAUGGGAAGAACAGUUUAACAAAUGGAAACAGCAAAAUGCUAACCAUCCUGACAAGACACAAUACAAGCAGUAUGAAGCAAAAUGGACAUCGUGGCGUGAGAAACUCAUUGAGCGUCGGGAACAAAUGCGUAAAAAACGUGAACAACAGAAACAAGUAACAAAGCUCGAUUCUGAAAAGGAUAAGAAUAUUCCUGGGGGAGACAAAAUAUUGAACAUUUUAUCAAGCACUGAGAACCAAGGCUUGCUCAAUAAUUUGCUUGGAAUUGGAAAAACUUUGGGCUUAACUGGUAAACAAGAUUCUGGAGGUCCUUCGAAAUUAUUGGGUAAUAAUGGCACAGCAGUGGGAAUCUCAAAUACAUUUCAGCCGGCUGGAAUGGUUGCUCCUACAAUGACAAAUGAUAUGACACAAGCAGCUUGGGCCGCACAGCAAUGGGCUGCUCAAUACAAUGCUGCUAAUAUGGGAGCACCAAAUUACAGCAAUUUUCAGAAUGUACUUGGACCUGCACAGCUACCUAUUUCGGGCCAAGCACCUGGGAAUGGGAAUAAUUUUUCUCAGCCACCUCCAAAUAUGUCUGCCCCUGGCGUGAACUUUUCACAGCCACCACCAGGAUUUCGGGAAAUCGAUUCAAGACAUAUGACAAGCUCUGGAAUGAAUCAAGAUCAGCGCAAUAUGCAUGAAAAGCCUCCGCCAUUGUUUGGACCGGAUGUGGACAAAAGAGAUGGUUUCGGUAGCAGUCAACAAUUGUCUCAAGGAGUAGAUCACUUUGCAUCAAAGAAUAAUCGUCCUGAUAGCCAGCAUUUCAAUUUGAUGGAACGUGAGCUGCCAGGCAAUGAAUUUCCAUCAAGAAUCAACCAGUUUGGACGGGAGCCACAAAAAAAUGAAUUUGCGCCAGGUUAUCGUGGAGGAGGUAAUCAAUUUGGAUCUGAUAACGAACGGUUUCAGCAGACAAGUGACCGAUUCAAAGCUAGCCGACAAGGGGGUGAAUUUGGAUCCAAUGACUGUGAUGACCCAACUAAAUCAUUUAAAUUGGACAAUAAUUCAUUUGCUCCUAGAAACGACCGUUUUCGACAAGAAAAUGAUCACUUUGGAAACGUUGAAACAAGAGAUUCUGGAAACAACCGUUUCCCUAGAGACCCUGACAGUUUCACUCCACGUAAUGAUAGAUUCCGAAACAAUGACCGAGGUGCUUUGGGAAUUAACCGAACUGGACGUGACGGUGGUAUCUUUGGUCCAGGAAUUGACCGUUUGGAAAAUAACGACCGUCUUGGACCAGACAUUGAUCGCUUCUCAUCGACUAAUGAUCGAUUUGGAUCCAAUUCAAUGAAUGAACAGUUUGGUCCUGGAUCUCAAGAUAGAUUUGGAAUGGAUCGCUUUGGAACCGGCAACAAUCGGCUUGGCUCCAGUCAAUCUGGAUCACUUAAUGAUCGCUUAGGUCCGGGAAAUGAGAGAUUUGAGUCUGCGAGUAGUCUUUUCGAAUCUGGAAAAAAAAAAGACAAUUUCAUGAACAAUCACAAUUGUAAUAAUGAAAGUUUUGGUGGAGGUGGAGAACGGUAUGGUAAAAAUGAUCGAUUAGAUCAAAAUAUUCCUGAUUUUUUCGAAUCAAAGGAUCUCGGUUAUGCCGCUGAUAAUCAUCGUGAAAAUUUUGGAGAUAGCUCUCGAGGAAUGAACAGAAACGUUAGAGCAUUUCAACCUCCUGAUAGUAUUGCGCCAGAACUUAGAAAGCUCAUGGAAAAGCGUAGGGCUGCUAUGGAUGUUUUCAAGCCCAGAGAUGAUAUGUUCAAUCCCGUCAAGCAGGACAAUAUAGGAUCAUUGAGUGAGAGUUUCAAAAAGAUAACUGGGGAGUCACCAUAUUCAUCAAGAAAUCCUAGCGAAUCAGGACCCAAAGGACUUUUUGGAAUGGGACCCAGGGGACUGGAUCAAUUUAUGUCUCGUGGACCUGAUUUUGGUCCUAAAGGUUUGGGCCCACUUCAUGGUAGUAGUCAUUUCAAUGAGCAGUCUCACAGAGGUAUGGAUUUUGGAGGGUUUGGAGGUUCCGGACCAGAUAUAUUCAGAACAAGAGGAGAAUUCUGUGGCUCUCGAAACGAAUUUGGGCCUUCAAGAGGGCAAGGAAAUUUUGCCAAUCGUGGGCGGGGUGAUUUUAAACCUGGAACUGAAGAUGGUCCACCAGUAUUAGAUCAACCAGUUGACUUACCUUUGAGGAAUAGAGAUGGAUCUAAUUUAACAGAGUCUCCAGUCAUUGACAGUCGGGGUGUAAUUGGAUCGAAAAUCGAAUCACCGCAACCAUUUAAUGUACCAAAUCAAUUCGAACAUAAAGAGGGUAUACCAUCUAAAGAUCUAAUGCUCAAAUCUGAUGAAUCCUUGAAUGAGGUCUUACCACUCGAAAAACCACCUUGGCUAGAUACGAAGUUCUCUGAACAGAAUUCAAAUGACAAAGUUGAUGGGGUGAAAAAUAAUACCACGUUACAGGAUGACAAUUCCACCAUCAUAUUAGAAAAAUCUAAAAACACAACAACUGUUGCAUCAGCUGAGGAGUCCAUUUCCACCGACAAUGAUCAGAAAAAUAGUAACGAGAAUCAGAAUCAAACAAUCGAAACAGACAAACCUGGGUUACCGCUUAAUAACGUGUCUAACCGUGAUGGAAGAGACAAAAAUGCUCUUCCAUUCAUGGGUGAAAAUGACCCAAAACCUGAAGAUUUGAAUAUGGAACCUCCGCCAGAACUUCCUAAUUUGGGACCGAUGAAAGAGACACCUAAUAUGCCCGCAUUCACUUCGAAUUUACAAAGUGGCGAGGCCACCUACAACACGUCAAGCCCAAUACCACCUCUGAUGGCACGAGGUGGACCGAAUUCCCCAUUCUUCAAUAGUCCUCAUGGGCCAGCAAGGCCCGGAUUUUCUAGCGUGGAUCAGUUCAGAGCCAGAGCACCCAAUAUGAAUAUGAAAGCUUUAAAUGACAGACAAUUUGAGCCGGGAGAUUCAUUUGGUCCUAGAGGCCAACAAUUCGGUCCACGAGGAGCAAAUGAAGGCCCAUUUGGCCCCAGAGGGAUUAACGAAGUUAUUUUUGGUACAAGAGAACCUCUGCAAUCCGGUUCCACAGGAAUGCAAGAUAAUAAUUUCAAUACAUUUAAUCAACGUGUUCCAAAUGACGGCUUACUCGGAGUUCGGCCUAAUGACGAGCAAUAUGGUCCAAUGGGACGUGGCUUCCGGGGACCAAGAGGAUCUAACGGUGGACAGUUUGGUCUCAGAUCACCAAACCAACCCCCGUUUUCAUUACUAAGUCGCCCCAAUGAAGGGCAAUGUAUGCCCCGACGACCAAAUGAAGGUAUUCAUGGCCAGGGUCCUAACGAAGAACAAAAACCAGCAAUUCCAUCUCUUUUGGGUCUACAAUUUGAUAAGCAACCAAAAUUCGACUCCACACAUGCACCUGGGAACAUGCCAAAGCACGGAAAUCCGAACUUCAUGUUUGGUAGGCCCGAAACGAAUGAAAACGAGACUGUUAACAGUGGGCGACCGAUUGGAGUUGGCGGGCUUGAUCAUGCUUCAUCGUUUCAAAUAGAUCAAAGAUCGCAAUUUGGUUCAGGUAUGCCAUUCUCGCAUAGUAGGAUGGCAAGUCCAGACCAAAGAGCACCAUUUGUGCAUGGCAUUACGGAACAAAGGUCACAAUUUGAAAAAGAUGAUCUAAAUGACGCAAGACCAAGAUCACCUUUUACACACGACGAAUUCAGACCACUCAUUCGUCAAGGUAGACCUAACGUGAAUUCACCACAUCCCCCCGGGGGGCUAGAGCAGAGAUCAUCUUUCAUGCAGACUGGGCCGAGAGCUUUCGACAGGAAUUCUCCUUUGGCACAAGGUCCUAUCGGAAACUUUGAACCAAGAAUAGAGCCAAACUUCAUUGAACAACGACCUCCAUUCGUUCCGCCAGGAAGUCAAGAGAACUUUGGUCAGAGAAUAGCUCGUCGCCGUGAGCAGAGAUCAGAGUUUGAUUCUAAUUUAAGGGGACGCGAUCAGCGGUCCCCGUUCUCUGACAGUAGGAAGGGAACGAAUGAUUCCUUAGGAGACUCAAGCGAUGAUAAUGUACAAUUUGAGUCUGGAUAUUACGAUAGAUCUCGUGAUAAUCGAUCUGGCGAAAGACGAAGACCACAAAGAAGUUCUGUUCCGGACGAAUUUUGUGUUGGAAAGCAACAGCAGUUCAAUUAUAACCAUCGUGGUAGUGGGAUGGAGAAGCCUGUCAGUGAAAUAUUUCCCGGUAAAGUAAUCGAUUAUGGACAUGCAACUAAAGUUGUAGUACAUGAGUAUAUAACUCCGGCUCAGACGUUCGAUUAUGGUCAUGGUAAUUUGAAACCUGUCGUUCCUGAACACGAGACAGUGCCCCAACGCGACUUCAGACUGUGGGAAGAAACGGAGCAAAAUUUGAAAGAGUUUGACGAUAAGCUGUGGUCAUACAAGCCCAACCACGAUCGGCAAACUUGCUCCAAACCAACUGAAAUAUUCAAGUUUGAGAGAUCAAAUUCAAAAGAAUGUGAGUGGCCACGAAUAGAACGCAAGCCUUUUGAACACGGAGAGCGAAGACCGAUUGAUAAAGAUGGGAAAAGUAGAAAGGAUCGAGACAUCAGGGAAGAGCGUAAGGAACGAGAACGUGAUAAAGAACGAGUACGUGAUGACAAAGAGCAUGAAUAUUCGCAUGAUCAAGAUCGGAGCGCAAUCGAAACAGGAUCAAGAUGUUCACAGAAAGAAGGAAGCGAUAAUAGAGAUAUAUAUCGGGGCAGAGGUGACAGGAGUGAUAAAAUCAAAACGGAGCAAAAUAAAGAAUUCAGCAGAGACGAUGACAGAUCUAAGGGCAACGUAAGUCGACAGGAGAACCCGAUUAAAAGCAACGCUAAUAGUUCUUCUCAGGAAUCCAGUUCCUCUGAGGUCAAAAAUGAUGCUCCAGAGACAGUAUCGAAGAAAAUGGAGCUGCCAAGAAUGCCAAACUACACCAUGGUUGACGAUAUUUUAUCCCAGCCUGGACGUCAAACUAGACCACCAAAAAUAGUGAUUAUUUUGAGGGGUCCGCCGGGUAGUGGAAAAUCGUUUGUCGCAAAACUUAUCAAGGACAAAGAAGUUGAGCAAGGAGGUUCAGCUCCAAGGAUUCUGAGCCUUGAUGACUAUUUUCUCAUUGAAAAAGAAAAAGAAACUAAGGAUGACAAUGGCAAGAAGAUAGUUACAAAGGAAAUCGUUUACGAGUAUGAAGAGGCAAUGGAACAAAGCUACCAAAUAUCUCUGGUCAAAGCAUUUAAAAAGAACAUAACUGACGGUUAUUUCAAUUUUAUUAUUCUUGAUUGUAUCAACGAAAAAAUUUCCGAUUAUGAAGAGAUGUGGAGUUUUGCUAAGACUAAAGGAUUUCAAGUUUACGUGUGUGAAAUGGAAAUGGACGUACACAUUUGCAUGAAAAGGAACAUUCACAAUCGUACUGAAGAAGAAAUCAACAAAAUCGUCGACUACUUCGAACCAACGCCGAGUCAUCAUUUGAAAUUGGAUGUUAAUGCAAUGCUCCAAGAAGAAGCAAUUGAUGAGGUUCAUAUGGAAGAUAGUCAACAGUCUUCUGAAGAAACAGUUGCGCAGGCAAAUGAAGACAGUCAAGAUAGUCAAGAUGACAAAUUGGGAGUUAGCAAGUGGGAACGAAUGGACGCCGAUGAUAAGUUAGAUCGGUUAGAUGGCUUAGCAAAAAAAAAGACUGAAAGCGGUCCUCAAACAAUGGAAGAUUUUUUACAAGUGCCUGAUUACUACGAUAUGGAAGAUACAUCAGGAAAGAAGAGAGUGCGAUGGGCCGAUUUGGAAGAACACAAGGAACAAGAAAAAAUGCGAGCGGUUGGAUUUGUGGUAGGUCAUACUAAUUGGGACCGAAUGAUGGACCCGACUAAAGGGCAGAGCGCACUUACUCGAACAAAAUACAUAUGACCCAAGUUUAUACCCAGAGUAUCCAGACAAAACUUUUGAAGCAAUAGUGUUUAUAUCUAGAAAAAUAAGUUUGGAAUCAAGUAUUUAUAUAUGUAUAUAUAUGUGGAUAUCUGUUUACACACACCAUACACGCACAUAUAUAUAGAUAUAUAUGUAUAUGUAUGUUUACUCAGUAAAGUAAUGAUGAAAGUACGACUAACCGUAACAGUAAUAGUAAUGAUAAAUCAUUAUUACAAAAGGUAGCAUUGAAAAUAGUUCACAUAUGUCAAAGCAAUGACAUCAGCUGUUCCGCCAGUAGGAUAACCGAUGCGAUGAUUUUUGCUAUCACUCACGUAUAAAUUACAUCAAAACAUGGAGUUAAUUCGCCUGAUAUUCCGCAUUAUUGUACGCAGUAUAUCCACAUGAAUGGUCGUUCUAAAGUCCCGUUCGCAGAUAAAUUCGAGCGCCGAUUUACAAUAGUCUGUACGGGGCUUGACAAUGACGGGUUUGUACAGUGAAGUGGAGUUGGUCAUUGCAUAUAGAUGGACACCUGCACAUAGAGUUUUGAAUACUACUCUUAGCCGGGCAAAUCUCUUAAAUGUGACACCAAAGUCUCUGUGAAGGAUUUGAUGAAAACUUACGAGAUGGUUUGUUUAUUAAAAGUACCUUGGGUCGGAUCAAGUUUUCAACAUGUUACAUGAUGUUACAGGUAAUUUUAUGUGGUGAAUGGGGCAAAAAAGGAAGCAAAAAGUGAUAUAAGGGCUGUUGUGUAAUGACUGUGCGAUUUGUAAAUUCAUUGCCGUUAUUUUUAUUUGGACGUAACAUACACUUUACGCCAUAAAUAUAUUUGACUAAUCAUGUCAUGUUAUUACUAACUCUUUUUCAGUUUGUAAAAUUAUUUCCUUAUUUGCCUGAUAAUUUGAGUAUAAAUUUAUUCUCAUGACCUAAACCCAUAAAUAUUAUCAAUACAUUACAGAGCCACUACACGGUGAUUGUGUACGUGCUACAUUGAUUAACGAAUAUACAGAUGUUCUGAUUUAAUAAACAAUUAAAAUCCAAA